Cyclopterus lumpus (lumpfish) is the source of this 660-nucleotide messenger RNA. Its product is annotated as saxitoxin and tetrodotoxin-binding protein 1-like. NCBI's taxonomy places the organism in Eukaryota, Metazoa, Chordata, Actinopteri, Perciformes, Cyclopteridae. The transcript is spliced from 6 exons. Bases 1 to 660 code for a protein of 219 amino acids. The record is from RefSeq and is a predicted model, not a curated record.
AUGAGUUCUGUGAACAGAGCAGUGCUGCUGCUGCUGGUGGCGGCGAUCGGCACCAAGGCGGCCCCGGGCGCCGAGCACUGUCACGGUCUGAAGAAGCUGCCGACGUCGGACUUGCACAAGAUCGUGGGGGACUGGGUGCUGGUCUGGUCUGUCACGGACCAUCCAGAGGGCUGGGAUGUGCUGCCGAACAUCUCCAGCUCACACGUGGAAUUCAGACUUCACCGUGACAACCGCACGGUGCUUUUCAAGGAGAGGAACUUGCACCUCGACAAGUCGUGUUCCAAAUACAUCAUGAACUUCACGGUCACCGAAGCAGGAAACCACAUGCUGGACAUCAUCGCUGCCACGGUGGAGAUGGCCGGCCUUGUCAGUGACUUGAACCAAUCAAUACAGAUAGAUUUCUAUGAGAGCUGCUCCGAGUGUCUGAUGGUGAUCUACUCAUCCCCAUCAGGCCGAUACCUGCUCAACUACAAGAGGGAGGGGCAUCAUCACGACGUUGAGGAGAUGAAGUCACACCACGACACCCACAAGCAGCUGGCCGAGUGUCUGAGAAUCCCUCACGACCGCCACUUCAGCUACGACGGAGCUGCAGAUUUCUGUCACAGGAAAUCCUCUCCGGAGGCGGACAACGCUGCGACUGCGGAGCCAGUUCUUUCCUGA